AUGGCCACCAUCCCUUCCAAGACCCUCCAGGUUUCGCCGACAAUAACAUACAAGUACUUCUACUCCCCAGCCAAGAAACCGAACCUCCCAACCCUCCUCUUCCUCCACGGCUUCCCCUCCACCGCGGCCGACUUUCGCCCGCAGCUCGAGCACUUCGCGUCCGAGGGGUACGGCGUUCUCGCGCCAGACCUGCUAGGCUACGGCGGGACGUCGAAGCCGCGCGACCCGCGCGAGUACACCUGGCGCGCAAUGGGCGCGCACGUCGCCGCCAUCCUGGACGCUGAGGGCCUCGGCGCCGUCGUCGGCGUAGGCCACGACCUAGGCUCCUGGUUCUUGAGCAGGCUGUGCCACCUCCUCCCCGCGUCACGGCUCGCGGGACUGGCGUUCCUGGACGUCGGGUACUCGGCGCCCGGCGACCGGUUCGACGUGGAGGCCAUCAACCGCGCGACCGAGGCGAUGACGGGCGCCGAGCGGUUCCGGUACUGGGACUUCUUCACCGACGCCGAGGGCGUGGCGCUGAUGGAGCGCGAGGUCGAGGCCGUCGUCUCGCUCAUGCACGCGCCGCCCGGCGUGAUGGCGGCGAACCUGGGCCCGCGGGGCAAGACGGCCGAGUGGGUUUCCGCGGGCCGGGUUGCGGCGGCGCAUUCCUUUGGCGGCGGGGACGCCGGGGCGAGCCCGUACUUUUUGGAAAAGGUCGCCGUGUUCCGCGAGGGCGGGUGGACGGGCCCGACGAACUGGUACCGGGCCCUCAAAGACAAUCUCUCCUUUGACGACGAGAGGGAGAUGAAGAAGGAGCUCGAGGUCCCCGUGCUGGUCGUCGGGUGCGGCCGGGACGAGAUGACGGUAGCUGGGUUCCAGGACCAGGUGACGAGGCCGUGGGCGCGGGCUGGGUAUCGUUUCGAGGUGCUUGAUACGGGGCACUGGGUCAUGCUCGAGGACGCGGCGGGGACGAACCGGUUGCUGGAGGAGUUCCUGGAUGGUCUUGCUUGA
Molecule: messenger RNA, 990 nt
Organism: Colletotrichum spaethianum
Lineage: Eukaryota; Fungi; Ascomycota; Sordariomycetes; Glomerellales; Glomerellaceae
Product: bifunctional epoxide hydrolase 2
Exons: 1
Coding region: 1-990 (329 amino acids)
Molecular function (GO): catalytic activity
Source: RefSeq, a predicted model, not a curated record